Messenger RNA from Branchiostoma belcheri (Belcher's lancelet), 1632 nucleotides. RefSeq names its product protein-cysteine N-palmitoyltransferase HHAT-like. Bases 1 to 1632 code for a protein of 543 amino acids. Lineage: Eukaryota; Metazoa; Chordata; Leptocardii; Amphioxiformes; Branchiostomatidae. Gene Ontology annotation, molecular function: palmitoyltransferase activity. The transcript has 12 exons. The record is from RefSeq and is a predicted model, not a curated record. Gene Ontology annotation, cellular component: endoplasmic reticulum. Gene Ontology annotation, biological process: protein palmitoylation.
AUGUCGGUCCCGACCGGAGCCCGACAGGCCGACUUGCGCCGCCGGAGGGCAGACCAAUCAGCAGCGCCGCCUGGUGGAGACAGUCAACCACCUGUUACUCAUGUUACACAGCCUGGGACACCGGGCACGGACUUUACCGAGCCGAAACCGGCGGAAUCUGCCGAGCGGAAGGGGCGUUCGGAAAACUUCGUGCCGCUUCCGAAGUCAGAGAUCAGGCUGUGUGCGGGGAUCACUGUCUGCCUCGUGGUUUACGUCCUGUACUGCGUCUACAGAUUCUCGGAAGAUCACAAGGAUGAACUGAACACACAGGACCUUUCACCCGGCUGGACUAUCCUAGGCAGGGAAAAAGACACCCGUAACAAAGGAUGGAGAGAGUUUGUGAAGCGGAUGCAGACAAGUUUCCCCCUGUUUUAUCUGGGUCACGUGGUCCUGGGAGCAGCUUCAGCCAGAUUUCUGCCGAAGACUAAGUUCCGGCUGUAUGGCGUGUACGGAGCCGGCAGCCUGGCGGUGUACCUGGGCUGGAGACCGGCCGGCGUGGUGCUGCUCCAGGCCGUGGUGAGCUUCGCCCUGUCCCGCCUGAGGAGACCUAUGCUGAUCUGGGGGUUUGCCAUCAUCGUCACGACAGCGGUCUUCAUGGAACCGGGCAGCACUUGGCAUCACAACCUUGUGGGCUCCAAGGCCAAGUACUCCAUCUUUAUGGUGACCUUGACCAUGUCGUGUUUGCGUGACGUCAGCUUCGGUUUGGAGUUCUGCUGGGAGACAGAACGAAACCCGGCCGGUUACAGCCUGCUGGACCUGCUGACCUACAACUUCUACUGGCCGCUGCUGACGUCAGGACCCAUCAUCAGCUACAGCGACUUCAGACAGCAGAGGUUAUCUCAGGGGGACUCUCAGCCAGGGCUGCAAAACCUUCCCAGGGUGCUGUUGGACCUGGUCAGACUGCUGUUCUGGUUCCUGUGUGCGGAGAUUUCCCGCCAUUAUCUGUACAUCCACGCCAUCUGUGCCAGGAUGGACGUACUGCAGCAGGCAUCUGUUUUCACUUUGUACGGCUUGAUCUAUGCACACAUACAGUUCUUCCAUGUCAAGUACGUGGUGCUCUUCGGGAUGGGAUCAACUCUCGCGAGACUGGACGAGAUCUCGCCCCCACCCCAGCCCAAGUGCGUCGCCACAGUCUAUCAGUUCACUGACAUGUGGAGGUCGUUUGAUCCUGGUCUUUACAAGUGGCUGGUGCGAUACAUCUACUGGCCGCUAGGUGGCUCCCGUAGCGCGACGUUUAUGUUUGUGUACUUCUGGCAUGGCGGCUCCCACAACCUGUUUAUUUGGGCAGCGCUGCAGUUCUUCGGAGUCCUGCUAGAGACCCUCACUAGACGAUUUAUGAGGCUGCCAGCUAUUAGGGCAUGGGAGCUGAAGCACCUGAGUGCGUUGUCAUCACGGCGCCUGCGCACACUGCUGAACACCUGGCCGUUAGAGGCGCUCGCCAUCUCCAACCUGGUGUUCCUCACAUCUCCGCAAGUCGGCGCUCAUUGCGUGUUCACACUUGGCAGGCCCUUGGCGGCGCUUCAAACAGCAGCUAUUCUCUUCUGCAUCGGACAGUGGACUGUGGAGAUCGGGAAAAAGGUGCCGCUCAUGUGA